AAACCACCGCGUGAGUUCAGGUGGGCCUCGUACAUACAUAAGUUGCUCCAGCAAGUCCACCCUGAACUCCAGGUUUCAACAGACGGUCUGACUGUCCUGUCAGACGCGCUGGACGAACUGAUGGAGAGGCUGGCCUCAGAGUGCCAGCACUUGGUCCAAACCAACGACCGGGCGACGCUGACUGCACGGGAUGUGGAG
Messenger RNA from Coccomyxa subellipsoidea C-169, 198 nucleotides. RefSeq lists its product as hypothetical. Lineage: Eukaryota; Viridiplantae; Chlorophyta; Trebouxiophyceae; Coccomyxaceae. The annotation marks the transcript as partial. The transcript has a single exon. Gene Ontology annotation, cellular component: nucleosome. Gene Ontology annotation, molecular function: protein heterodimerization activity; DNA binding; structural constituent of chromatin. The record is from RefSeq and is a predicted model, not a curated record.